This is a messenger RNA of Leptidea sinapis, 2553 nucleotides long. Its product is annotated as protein lifeguard 1-like. Gene Ontology annotation, cellular component: membrane. The transcript is spliced from 8 exons. The record is from RefSeq and is a predicted model, not a curated record. Lineage: Eukaryota; Metazoa; Arthropoda; Insecta; Lepidoptera; Pieridae. Bases 272 to 1180 code for a protein of 302 amino acids.
GUAUUCAACUAUUCAGUAUUCGUGUUCGUGGGUGAACUAAGAACUUGUAAAUUGUAUUUUUCUUGGGUGUAUCAGGUUGUGUAAAAUUGUCUUUUCCUCUUCAUUAAUUCAAGUGAAUUCUAGUCUGCUAAUUAAGUUAGUAGAUUUUGCAAAGUUUUGUGAAAAAAGUGAACCUACCCACCCGAAAGUUGCCUACAACAUUGUGGUGUUAAACUGAAUCAAAACGGCUUCGGAAAAGUUAAACAAGUCUGAUCAGCCCAACUACAACACUAUGUAUCAACAGGGUGGCUACCCACAGGCUGGUUACCCACAGCCGGGCUACCCGCAGGCUGGUUACCCUCCACCACAAGCUGGCUACCCAGCCCCGCAAGCCGGCUACCCCCCGGGGUCGUAUCCUCCUCCGCAGCCGGGGUUCCAGCCGGGCGGCGGCUACGGCGGCGCGGGCUAUGGCGAGGCGGGGUACGGCGGGCCCGGCACCCUGGGCGACGAUGCCGACGUCAAGGGCUUCGACUUCAAUGAGCAGACCAUUCGGAAGUCGUUCAUCAGGAAGGUGUACUCCAUCCUGAUGUGCCAGCUGCUGGUGACGUUUUCGUUCGUGGCGCUCUUCACCUUCCACGAGCCCACCAAGCUGUGGGUGCAGCGCAACACUUACCUCUUCUGGAUUGCGUUUGUGGUGAUGUUCGUGUGUCUGAUCGUGAUGGCGUGCUGCGGUGACGUUCGUAGGCGUGCGCCCACCAACUUCAUCUUCCUGGGGAUAUUCACGCUGGCCGAGAGCUUCCUCAUGGGUGUCGUCACCAGCAUGUACCAGAGCGACGCGGUGCUGAUGGCGGUGGGCAUCACGGCGGCAAUCUGCCUCACGCUGACGCUGUUCGCGAUGCAGUCCAAGUGGGACUUCACGGCGAUGGGCGGCAUUCUGCUGUGUUGCACCGUGGUGCUGUUGCUCUUUGGAAUAAUCGCAAUGUUCAUCCCGAAGAACAACGUGGUGACGCUGGUGUACGCGUCGCUGGGAGCGCUUCUGUUCUCCGUGUACCUGGUGUACGACACGCAGCUGAUGAUGGGCGGAAAGCACAAGUACUCCAUCUCGCCCGAGGAAUACGUCUUCGCCGCGCUCAACCUGUACCUCGACAUCAUUAACAUCUUCAUGUACAUCCUGACCAUCAUUGGCGCAGCCAGGGACUAAGCUGUCACCUGUCUUCUGUCAACUGACAACUGUCACACCGGCUAAUGUCAUAAUAUAAUGUGGCCAGUAAUAAAGUCUACUCAAUAUAUUUGUUUCUCGAAUAUACAAAAAUUAACGUAAUACUUAUUUGAUUCUCAUGUUUUUAUUACUUAAAUAUUAGAUUAUAACAUUCCAAUGUUUGUAACUGACGUUAGCCAUUAAUAAUUAAUUAUUAUACUUAGAGGAAAAUAAUGUUCUGUUUUUUUUUGAGUUUUUGUGUAGACUGAUUGUUUUCGUUUUUAAUUAUUUAAAGAGGGGUGGACCGUGGAUAGUAUUAUAUUUAUGAUUAUAAGUCAUUAAGAUAUGAUAUGCUGCUGUUUUUUUUUUUUUCAAUAAUUUCUGAGCGAUUAGCGCCGAAGAAUUUGAAGAACAAAACAUAACAAAGUUGUUCCACGGCACACAACUGGUAGUGUUUGUAUCACUUGCAAAACGACAAUGAACUACCUUUGAGCAGCAAAUAUUAAUACUUGAUAUUAUAUACUUCAUGUGCUUUUUAUGAAAUGAUAAUUGUUAACACAACUACGACAAUAAUGUUAAGUCUAAGAGUAGAGUGUGCUGUGUGUCACUGGGCCCGGCAGUAGGCGUGGGGGGAGGGGGGAUUGUGUAAAGACACGUGUAAACCCAAAGAGCCAAUCAGCGUUUUGUUAGCUCAACGCGCGCCUGAGACCGACCAAUGAGAAGCGUGCUCUCGAUAUGUCCCAGUAUAUAUGUCACCUGUUGAAGCGUUUUAUAACAAAUGGCAGACGUAAGGUCAGCAAAUUAACUCACUCAAUCUCGAUAAACAAUAAUAAUUAAUGUUAUUAACAAGAGAUCUGUUGGUUAGUAAUUUGUUUGGCAACAAUAGAGUUUGUUUAGUGGUCUGUAAUAAUGCGGCCAUUUGUACAACGCUCGCCGGGACCCGCCGCUUUGCGUGUGCACUGCAGUACGUACACUUCUAUCCGUUUCUUAUGUUCAUAGUCCGUCUUUAAGUAACAUUCAGUCAAUAUUUUAUUUUGUAAUUUUAUAACUUACUGUAAUUAAUAUCUACCUACUUAUAUAUUUCUAUAUAAAUGUAUAUGUAAUUAAUAAUACUUUCCCAAACUUGUCUAUAUUUAGGAUCGUAUUCCUGAUUGGCUGGUUUGUUGAUGCACUAUCAAGGAAAUUCGACUAAGAGUAACUUAAAUGCCUCAAUUGGAUAUUAUCUAUUGUGUUGGUAAUGUUGUUUAUAAAUAUAGGCAAGUAUGGGAUGACGCGGUAUAGUCUAACACCGCGUCUAAUUGUUUUGUUUGUAAUAUAACUGAUGAUAGCUACCCCUUGGUGUGAUGCUUUAAUAAAGAUUCUAUCACAGAUACGGA